Messenger RNA from Penicillium vulpinum, 201 nucleotides. RefSeq lists its product as uncharacterized. NCBI's taxonomy places the organism in Eukaryota, Fungi, Ascomycota, Eurotiomycetes, Eurotiales, Aspergillaceae. The record is from RefSeq and is a predicted model, not a curated record. Bases 1 to 201 code for a protein of 66 amino acids. The transcript has 2 exons.
AUGUACAAAGUGUCAGAUGGACAAGGAAGGGGACAGGGGAGUUUCGAAGGCGAAUAUGUACAUUUCAGUCAACGAAAAGCAGAAGCAAUCGAGAGAAAUGUGGCGAGAAAGCCACCAAAUUCCAAUACAAGAUCCGGGGAUAUCACCCCUAUAAAACACGAGAAUAUUCGAAUACCUGAUCCACCCCUUCCCAAUCCCUAG